Messenger RNA from Yamadazyma tenuis ATCC 10573, 908 nucleotides. RefSeq lists its product as uncharacterized. The record is from RefSeq and is a predicted model, not a curated record. Lineage: Eukaryota; Fungi; Ascomycota; Pichiomycetes; Serinales; Debaryomycetaceae.
AUGGCCGAGUUGAUCAGUAACAAGUCAGUCUACUCACGGGAUGAGUUUAACUGGGAAUCCAACAAGAUGAAGUUGAUGAACGAGGUCGAUAACAUCAUCCUUUCUUUUAAUCUUCUGCCGUACCAGGACCUAACCAAACCACCUAUAAAAAAUACCAAAACCUCCUCCACCAAAGCGGCAUCGGCUGCUCCCAUAGUGGCACAAGAGCCUCCACCACGCCCUCCACCCAUUCCAUUAACACAAGAGCCAUUCAAACAGAAAAUCGAAAUGCCCAAAUUGUCAAAAACCCAGAGAAGAAUGUCGUUGGACUUGAUGCAAACAAGGCCCCAAUCCACCACAAACCCGUUUAUCAUCCAUACACGUACCAAUAGCUUGAGUAAGCCGGCCCUAACAAGUACUUCGACUGUGAAUGUGCUAACCAAGGCCGAAAUAGGCAAGUUGCAAGAUAACCCUCCGCCACAAAAGGUAAACGACCCCAGGAAAUUCAACUUGACGCUGAUAAUUCCCAAGCGCAGAGUGGCCAAGGAACCGGUAAGCAAUACCACAAACACGGAAGUCACGUUGUCGGCGGUGGAUAAACGAAACCGAAGAGCGUCUCUUGUGGGGGAAAAUCUACCAACCUAUAUUAAAGACCAGCUUCUGCUUGUGGGGGGAAACAAAAAGCAGUUGAACAAAAAGCAGUCUCGACUCCAGAACCUUCUUUCCAACUCCGAGUCGCUUUACGUCCACAAUAAAGAUUCCUCCAGCUUAAAAUCAGAUACUCGCACCGGAACCUCUGACUACAACACCUCCAACCACACGGAGUCAGAUGACGAUAAGGAGUACGUUCUGCCCAACCUGUUGACGCGGUACUACGAAGACAACGACGAGGAUGAGGAUGAGGUGGACUUUGUGAAUGUAGACGGUAG